Chlamydomonas reinhardtii is the source of this 1102-nucleotide messenger RNA. RefSeq lists its product as uncharacterized. The transcript has a single exon. NCBI's taxonomy places the organism in Eukaryota, Viridiplantae, Chlorophyta, Chlorophyceae, Chlamydomonadales, Chlamydomonadaceae. The record is from RefSeq and is a predicted model, not a curated record. The coding region runs from base 112 to 801 and encodes 229 amino acids.
CGGGAGCGGGAGUCGGAGCGGGAGCCUGAGCGGGAGCGGGAGUGCGAGCGGGAGCGGGAGCGCACCGCAGCUGCUUCUGCCGGGUGCCGCCCGGCGUGGCAGGCGCUGAGCAUGCACCUCCGCGCCACUGCCGCAGCAGCGGCGGGCCGGCCCCGUGUGCCGCCGCCGCCGCCUGGCUUCGAAAGCGUUGCGCCCCGCAUACCGCUGGCCGCGCCCGGCUGCGGCUCUGCCGCUGCGGCGGGCCCCCGUGUGCCGCGUCCUCCUCCUGGCUUCGAGGACGUCGCGGCCCGCAUGCCGCUGGCGGCGCCCGGCCCCGGGUGCCCGCAGUGGGAGUCGCUGUGCAUGCAUCUCCGCGUCACUACUGCCGCGGCAGCGGCGGGCCAGCCCCGUGUGCCGCCGCCGCCGCCGCCGGGGUUUGAGAACGUCGUCGUCGCGCCUCGCACUACUGCAGCUGCUCCUUCCUCAUGCGGCACAGGCAGCAGCACGGGUGGCGCUGGCAGCAGCAGCCGCGGUGACGCCAGCAGCGACGACGACCAGCAGGACAACAGCAUUACUUGGGGCAGCUCGACGAACACGGACACGGACACGGAUAUGGACAACACGCCUGCGGCGGAGGCGGCGGAGGUGGCGGAGGCGGCGGAGACGGCGAAGUUCGGAGGCGUGGCGGCGGCGGUGGAGGAGGACGAGGUGGGGGAGAAGCAGCAGUCCAGCAAGAACCGCCGCCACCGGCGGUCCGGGAGCCGGCGGCGUGGCGGGCGGCGGCAGCAGUGGCGGCAGCAGGCACGCACUGUGCUGCUGUGAGGUGGGGCUGCGGCUAUGAUGAGGCUCUUGGGCUCGUGCUCAUUGUGAGAGAUUACGGUAUGCGCGUUCAUACAGUACGCUCAUGAUCUUUCUUUAUGAUAUUCUUACGUGCGUACAAUGGGUUUUGCAUUGCGCUUCGGGAUGGAGCUCUGCUAACUACCCUAGUGGGGCCGCAAGGUCCUUAUCUGCCUUGCUGGCUCAUCCGCACAGGGUGGGCAGCCCUUGGCACUUGAUUGGUGGUGAUCCGUGCUUGUGAUUGCAUUUGGAUUUGGGGAUUGCACUGGGGGUGUGGGAUUUGCAU